This is a messenger RNA of Clupea harengus (Atlantic herring), 8680 nucleotides long. It is a transcript of the gene tacr3a, whose product is annotated as tachykinin receptor 3a. Gene Ontology annotation, molecular function: tachykinin receptor activity. Gene Ontology annotation, cellular component: plasma membrane; sperm midpiece. Gene Ontology annotation, biological process: G protein-coupled receptor signaling pathway; positive regulation of flagellated sperm motility. The transcript is spliced from 5 exons. NCBI's taxonomy places the organism in Eukaryota, Metazoa, Chordata, Actinopteri, Clupeiformes, Clupeidae. The coding region runs from base 581 to 1816 and encodes 411 amino acids. The record is from RefSeq and is a predicted model, not a curated record.
AUUUACAAAUAUGAACCCGUCUUUGGGAGCCAUAGUCCUUACUCUCAUGUAAUCAUUAAUGUGAACUGCUGUGUGUGGCGUGUUGCUGCCUCGUGUUUUGUCUCGUAUCAUUCUCACACACAUUUAGUUGUACCUUAGUCCGAUCUGGAAAAAAGAACACCAAUGUUCAACCUUCAUGGUCGCCAGAUACAAUCCCAUUCUUCUUGACGGUGUUCUAGCCUUUAACAAAGUGAAUCAAUCGACUGCUCCUGGACUCACGACAAGCACGUCACCACUGGAUUUGUCACAGAAUCAAUCUACACUGUUGUUCUCUGUGACUGAGUGCAACAGGAGAGUCGCAGACACAGAGAGACUCGUUGUCCAGAAAGUUCUCUAUUUUGAAAUUUUGCAUCAAGGAAUUGAAUUCAAUUUUAUUCAUCGAGGUUUUUUUUCCGGAUAGGUAUUAAGCAUCGGAACGGUCUGGUGCGCAGUGAAGCUAAUCUCUUUUCAGUGUCCGUACUGAAGCGCGCGUGAUUUUAACGCUAUCCCUCGUGUCAAGUUGUAAAUAUUUAUUUUAGAAUAUCUCGGAAUUCAUUUUGGAAUGGCAACGGCAUCGAAUGGAACUAACUUCACCGGGAACUUAACGAACCAAUUUGUCCAGCCACCCUGGCGCGUCGCGCUCUGGUCGGUGGCAUACAGCACCAUUCUGGCUGUGGCGGUCUUUGGAAACCUGAUUGUAAUCUGGAUAAUACUGGCCCACAAGAGAAUGCGCACAGUCACAAAUUACUUUUUGCUUAAUUUGGCAUUUUCUGACGCAUCUAUGGCAGCAUUUAAUACUCUUAUCAAUUUUGUGUACGCAACGCAUGGUGAUUGGUACUUUGGGGAAUCAUACUGCAAAUUCCACAACUUUUUCCCGGUCACCUCUGUUUUUGCAAGCAUCUACUCUAUGACUGCAAUAGCUGUUGACAGAUACAUGGCUAUCAUCCAUCCUCUGAAGCCGCGGCUAUCUGCCAAAGCCACCAGAGGGGUGAUAGUUUGCAUCUGGGUGCUGGCGGUGGUGCUGGCUUUCCCUCUCUGCUUCUACUCUACUAUUAAGGCGCUGCCCAAGAGGACCCUCUGCUACCUCGCCUGGCCUCGUCGCUCUGAAGAUGCCGUCAUGUCAGACAUCUUUUACGUCAAGCUUUCUCUAUUGUACCAUAUCAUUGUUACUGUGCUAGUGUAUAUUUUGCCCCUGGGGGUAAUGGCAAUCACCUACACUGUAGUCGGUGUGACCUUGUGGGGAGGAGAGAUCCCGGGGGACACCUCAGACAACUACCAUGGCCAGCUCCGAGCCAAGAGGAAGGUGGUGAAGAUGAUGAUCAUUGUGGUGGUGACAUUUGCCAUCUGCUGGUUGCCGUAUCACAUCUACUUCCUGGUGUCUGGCCUCUACAGGCCAAUCAAUCGGUGGAAGUACAUCCAACAGGUUUACCUGUCAGUCAUGUGGCUCGCUAUGAGUUCCACCAUGUACAAUCCCAUCAUAUACUGCUGCCUUAACAGCAGAUUCCGUGCUGGCUUCAAGCGGGCCUUCAGCUGGUGCCCGUUUGUGCGCGUGUCCAGCUAUGACGAGCUGGAGCUGCAGGCCACCCGCCUGCACCCCACCCGCCAGAGCAGCAUGUACACGCUCUCCCGGAUGGAGACCAGCAUGGUGGUGGUGUACGAGUCCGGCGAGGCCAAGCAGGCCGGACGCAAGGGAGCCCCGUCCUCUCGUCACCUCAACGGCUGCGGCGCUGGGGAUAACGCAGUGGCACGGGCAGUGCCUUGCACAGCUCACACUGCCCAACAGGAGGAGUUUUCGUAAGGAGAUUGGCGCACAGAUCAGUUUCACUGGAGUCUCCCGUAGGCCUUCGUAUAAGGGUGGGUGUCCGAAAAGAAAGCUUCGUAUCACAAGAGUAUUGUUUGUUCAUUACAGAUGUUCAAGUCAAGUUCCUUCCUAUGAUUCUUGCACUGGGCAGUAUGGCUAUAUAAUUAUAUCACUUCAGAUAUGGACAGAGUAUAUCAUCAUAAAAGGUUGUUUGGUGUAUAUCACUGUAUAAUGUGUUCAUAACAGCUUAAGGUGGCCUAUUUUGAUUGACCUACCUUGUCAUGGUCAUCCAAUGCUUGUCUAUGUUGUUUAUUUUUUUAUGCUCCUUUUUUAUGCCCCGAGUAUUAGCUACAUACAAUGUCAAAGUCAUGAGGAUCUAGUCCAAUGUUAUCAUUAGGCUACUCAGGCAGCAGCCGGUUAGUGACCGAGCUGUUGUCAGCUAAGUUGUUUUGUUUACCAAGUUAGUGCAGCAAAUCAAACCAUAAAAAACACAAGCUAAUUUACCACUGUCAAAAAGAAUUUCUCAACUAACCAAAGAGGAGGCCUAAAGAUAUAUGUGAGAUAUAGAGGUAUAUAGGUUUAUGUGCAUUGUGUGCUGAUUUAGUCUUGUAACAUUCUGUAUAUUGUCUUUGCAAACAGGAAGUAUCACUGGCAGUGUGCAAAUUAUGACCAAUUAAUUGGGUAUUGUGCACAUCCAGAGUACGUAAAGAGCAGUCAUUUGAAACAACUGAGCAUGGAUAAAAGUGGUAAUGAAGUAGGCCAAAUACUAAUUCAGAAGCUUAAUUCAGAGCUUAAAGCACAAGGGACCAAACAGUCUUGGUGAAGUGGUUAAAGGUCCUUUCCUGUUUGCCAUAGUCGCGACAACCAGCUUCCAUCCAUGGCUCAGUAAAAGGGUAUGGGAUUGGAAAAGAGGAGAGUGAGGACAGACUGGUGACAAGACAUUUGGUGUAAUUUAGUUGAGUUUAGCUUUUUCACACUAUGAUGCAGUGGACUUACUGUAACAAGAUAAGGCAUUAUGUUCCCAGUUUCACAUCUUGUAAUUCAAGUCUCAAAACCCAACUCUUCUUGUAUUUUGCCAAAGCAUACAGUAUUCUUUAUAUUUGCACCAAGCAGGAUCAAGGCCUAACGGUAACUAACUUCAAGCAAGAAACAUUUAUCAGUUGGUUUAAACCAUUUUAGGAGAUCUGAAAGGCGUACACUCCAUUAGCCUAUCCACCACCAAAAAAGGUAUUAAUCAGCACCAUUAAACAGGGUUUAACCAGUGAAUAUUACCCUUUAGUUAAUAUUUCUAGAGAUUAACUAAAAAUGGGCCUUGUUGAUUACAGUGUCCUUCAAUCAGAGCUGCCAGAAACCUUGUGCUUGUGAAAGCUUGUAUAGUCUGAGGAAUUAUUUCCUCUCAAGCUCCCUGCAGGAUGCCCCCUUGCAUGCAGUUUUAAUUGCCAUUGUCUCGGCAGAAAAAAACUCUCAAAGGGAAAAUUUGUCCCCAGUCUUUCUCAGUGGCAUUGCUGAUGAGCACGAGAAAGCCUCGUCCAUUGCUACAUUUUGUUUAAAUUACAAACACACAUUACAAAUGGACGUUUUCUUCUCAACACACUAUAUAUAGCACCAGUCCUCUAUGUCUGAACAAUCACUGUCUUUGUACCCUGCCCAGGAUUGUCACACUUGACAUAUAAUGUACACAUACCCCUGCACUGUAGCCUACCCCCAUCUGUAGUGAUGUUGGCUGGAGACUGCUAGAGUUUAUAAUGCUGGCAUACCAUUAGAGGGGCUAUACGUAAGAUUGACUAUCUGUCGGCUAGCGGGCUAAAUUAUUCGAGACUCCCCACUCUAAGCAGAUUGGGGAUAGUGUAUUUUUACGUUUGUAUACCCCUACCUCCUCUCCCUUCAGAGGAGUAAACAAAAGGACUGGCCAAGGUGGAGGAGGCUGAAAGCUACAUGUAGCAUGAAAACAUUUAUGUGAUUGAAAGAUACCUAAGUUACCAUUAGUGUUAUUAUGAAUAACAUUAACUUAAUCAAGACAAACAGACCCCUGUUGGUCUUCAUUUAAGCAUUUGAGCUUUUGAGCUAGCUGAUUAAUGUUAACCGAUGAGCUUGCUACUGAGCUACUUGUUGAUACAUGAUAGCCAUGCUUACUUGGGUAUGUGCGUAAUUUAAUCCAGUACUCUGAAAAUGGAUUGAGGCACUGUAGUUAAAAAAAUUGAACAAUCCAUUUCUCUACAAAUUCAUAAACACUUUAACUGUCAUAAUUUUAGGCUCUGAAAUGGUAUUUUAGCAAUUAAAAACACCCUUUCUGACAGUGUGGGCUUAUGCCUGUCAUGGCACUCUUGCCUUCCCUUGCUGUUUUCACUACAGUAACUCACUAGUGCCUCUUAAGGUACAAAGUGGUAUUAUGAGAGAGGCAGGAGCGGCUCUAGCUGAUUAGCAUGCUAACUUUAGUAGAUAUCUGGGCCUCACAGUGUAUAGGUUAUUUUAUCACAUUAUGUGGCUGUUUUUAGUUAAUUUCUGAAUGUUUUGAACUAAAAUUCUUACAUAUAUCACCUUUAAAUGACUUUCUAGCUACGUCCGGAGCAUCCACUCACUCUACAGUCCACUAUACUGUGAAUCAGCCAUUUUGUAGUGCUGAUCGAAUUCUUAACUGUAAAUUAUUUUCACUAUAUAGUGCACUAUAAAAUUCCCACACACGCUAUGAAUAGCAUGGCAACUAUAGAUCGCAUUUUUGCUAAAUAUCACCAUUGUUGCCCUGUAAUGGUAUUUUAUCAAUUUUACCGAAGGAAAGCAGUCCUGUUGCCAAAUUAACGUUAACAUGUUGGUAAGUUACCAAUACGGAACAUUUUGGAAUGUAGUGUCCUGUUGUUUUAACGCCUGAUUCCCUACAUAGUGAACUUGAUAGAUUUUUCUAUGUGGUGGGUGAGUGAGUAAGUGAGUGAGUGGAUGUUCCGAAUAUAGCUUCGGACUUCAGACACGAAAAAGGCACCAGUUUGGAACUCGUUGGCAUUCAUUUCAGGUUCUGUUUUUGUCAGAAGUUCUUUUUUUGCUUGUUUCAGUACUUCCAAGGGUCCCAGGGAAAAGCAACACUGGCCAGUUUUGUUGCUCCGAACCACUCACGCUGCCAUUUAUCCUCUCACCUUUCAAAUGCAAAUGCAGACCAUCAAGCGGAAGACUUUCCAUGCCUCUGCUAGUAAUGCAGUCCAGAUGUUUUGGGAAAUUGAUUUGAUUUGUUUUUCUCCAUUGUAUGCAUUGCUGACUCAUCCAGUAGUAUAUGGACCCACAUCUCCACAUCUCCUCUCCAGCUCAGUCCUACUGGCCCUUCUCCUUCUGAGUGUCUGAGUCUCCCUGCUUGGGCCUUGUAACAGGCAGGCCAUUAACAUUAAUAGUCAGCCUACUGCUUUGAUUACUUACCUGAUCUGUGCUUUGCAUGUUUUAUGCUUAACACACCACAUGCGUAAUCCUCAUCCUUCCUUUCCUUAUCUAAGCAUGAAUUGGACAGUGGAGGGUUACCGCAUUGAGGAUACAAAGAAAGGCAAAGUGAGGUAUUACUGUUACAUAUGUGUCAUUUGGAAUGGGGCCUGACUGGCAAAGCGUGUAAUUCACCCAAGUAUCUAACUGGCUUUAUUACAGGCAAAAAGGGAGUUCUGAAAAAACAACACUGUUGGUAAGGAACACAACCGGCCGUGACCACUGUGUGUCUAUGCUGAGGCUUUAAUUAGACCACAUGUAUAACGAAAGAUUUUGUGCCUACCACCCAGAUGAACUUUCCACUGGCUCUCUCUAGGCCAAUAUAGGAGACAUUGACUUUUGACCAACCUGCUGACAACAGCAAUUAUUCCGAUUCAUCACACUGAUCACUGCACACACCAAGGGGGGAAAAGAAUCUCUCGCAGCACUUAAAAUGGCUUCCCUCACCUCCUGGUGAACAGACCAGUAAUCUCCGUUGCCCCCUAGGGAACAGACCUCCAGACUCAGCUCUGGGUGGCAUGGACUGCCCUUCAGCUUUGAUAACAGAAGGUCUGCCCUGGGUAACAGUGGCCUUAGUUAGCCUGCCACUACUGCUUACUACUGCUAUUAAUGGGAGCGCCUGAUGCAUCAUCUGGAUGUGUGCCAGACCCCGAUAAAUCAAUGAGGUUGGCUUAAAUGCAUCAACAGCCAUCGGUCACUCGUGGGGUAAAGCAUGCUGAUCCUGCUUGUUCACUCUUAACCAGUGGAGACAGUGUUUUGUUCUCUUUGAGGAUCGUUGCGACUUACUUUCACACUUCAACAAACAUGCUAGAGCAUAUAACACAUGAGGUGACAAGGUCAGAGAAGAAUGAACCAUCUACUCCCAGUCUCUCAAUGUUGUAAGCAUUUGGGGAUACCUCACCCAGACUAGUGGUACAACAGUCUGCAGUGUUCCUUCUAUGGUCGUGGUAGAUUUCCAGAAUAGCAAUGGAUAUCAGUUGCCAUGUGAUUAGAAAAAGUGUAAUGAAAUGAAGUGUAAAGGCCAUUUUGGAUGUGUUUAAAUGUGAGGAUGUUAUGUUCUUUGUUUAGUGACAGCAGCAUAAGUCACUGGUCUGUUCCAUUUGCACAAAAUAAUGCAUGUGCUUAAGCUUGCAAAAAGGAAAGAUAAGUUGCGUGUAUUGGUUUUGUUGUGUCAACAUUGUCAAGCCAUAGAAACAGCAUUAGUAUUCACGUGGUGAUAAGAAUUUGCUUUCCUAUACAUGUUGGUGAAGCGUGCCCCUUGUAAGACAGGGACCAAAUCAUUGUUGUUUUAUUUUCUCAGUACACCUUUAAAUCAUAGCAGUCAAAAAAGCGCAGAGGACUAGUUAUGAUAAAAGAUGACUCUUUGUGUAUAUAAUGCAUUUUCCAGAGUAAAGAAUGGUAUUGUGUUAUAUUUAUAUCAGAAUUAGCUGAUUUAUACGUUUUUCUUUCAAAUCUUUAUGUAGCUACAAAAUAAUACAUUGACAUGCCAGAAUGUGUUUAAAUAUUAAAAUUGUUUAUCGUUGGUGGAUGACAUUGAGUCUCAAUGUGUUUUGGCAGAUUGUUAGAAAAAGUAUAAACAAAAGCCUAAUGUUGUGGAUGGCAGAUGCCAAAAUCACUGUUGCUUUGACUUGUGGUGUUGUGGAACAUUUACAGGCUUGUUGAGCUGGUCCCAAUCAUAUUAGUUGUUGUUGAUGUAGUCAUCGACGUUCUGUUCCCUCCCCUGUGAAGCUCAGUGGUGUAACACAGCUGAAGCGUUGUAUUGUCUGCAUCCUUCCAGAUGUGUUGGCCUAUAAAAAGAAUUAUUUCAACAUCCAAUUUCCACUGCUUGGUUUGAUUCAUUCUGCCUGCGUUAUCGCCCCAGUGCCCUGCAUGAUUCUGCAUGCAUCCAGAUGCCUACGGCCAGAGGUGCUGAAAGCUGGCAGGAUCUCUCACCCUCACAGCUACGGCUAUUGAUUAUUUAAGCCUCUGAUCCUUACAAGGGCCCUGAGGCCUGACUGACCUACAGCAUAGCAAACAGGUCUGACUGCCCCACUGCUGUCUUGCCUCAGCAGACGGAAAGGCUUCAAGAUUAAUUGAUUUUCUUCCAGGUGGGAGAUGCCCACCUGUGAUCCUCUCUCUCGGCAGGAAAGAUAUAAAACUGCACAAUAACGCCACAGUGGUUUUCUGGGUUUUCAAAAACAAACAAAACAAACAAAACUAAAAAGCACGCACAUAUACACACACACAGACACAUUCUCACUCGCACAUCGAGACCCGUGAUGAUUUGACUGUGGGUUAUGAAACUGAUGUUUGAGGAAGAUAGUGGGUUACACCAAAGCAGACAAAGGUUAAAUAGAUUAUAUAAUUUGCUACAUAUAUACAAACACACACACACACACAGAGGGAGAGAUAGAGGGAGAGAGAGAGAGAGAGAGAGAGAGAGCGAAACAAACAAAUCAGGAAUAAUCCUGUAGCUCUUUUCAUUCCUGGACAGCCUUUCUUUGGUCUUGUUUGUUCAGUUUUGGUCCAUGCCUUAUUUCAAAGCCUUUGUAAAAAUGGCUACUCUUUUGUCUCUUUUGGUUAUAUAUUUAGGAUAUGAUCCUCACUGAGAGAUUCAGAGGUGAUCCUUAUAUGUGUAUAUACCUGAUAUGUGUAUAUAAGUAUAUAUGUGAUAUGUUAGAGUAUGUUACAAAUAGAAUGUUCUAGAAGACAUUAUGAAAGUAUUACCAUGCAAGAAUGUAGACUAUUUAAACUUAAUUACAUAUGUUUUAGUAUUUUGUCAAAGGAACAGAACCAACCUUUUUUGUAUAAAAAAGAAAAGUCUUACUGCCAUUGUGAAUGUAAUAUGGAUUUAACUGUGGGGUAUCAUUUUGUCAUUAUUUUCUAUUAAGCAAGUGAAACAUACAUGUAAUUAGGGUUGUCUUUGUUUCCGUUUGAUGUCUGUAUGUAUUUGCCAAAAAUAACUGUGUUUCUGUGGUGUGCUGAUUAUAUAUGAGUCAGUGAUGGAUAUCAUAGUGUAGUCGCAGUGCAGUUUCAUAGCUUCAUGUCAACAACCUGCUUUUGUUUCAACUCUGUGAUGAAGACUAAUACCGGAACAUACUAGUUAUGAUGAUUGUUUGUGGUUUUUGUUUUUCCUUUAAUAGUUAAUUUAUUAAACUGAGUGCUCAGUUAUUGUAUUUCUGUUAAUAAUCAUAUAUGUAAUGUUUUUUUUCAUUCGUUAUUCAUUAUGUUCAUGUUCAUCCAUGACCAUGAAUGCAAUUAAGAUAUGUUAUACAGACCAAAUCAGUGAGGCAAAAAUAGUUUCGUUUAGCAUCCAUCUUACCAGUAUAUAUUCCAUAAUGUAUAUGCUAAUUAAAAUGUAUAUUUAUUUAUGUUUAUCCUUAAGUGUAUUCUUUUGAUCCAAUUUAAUAAAUAUCAUCUAUGUUA